Molecule: messenger RNA, 6150 nt
Organism: Microdochium trichocladiopsis
Lineage: Eukaryota; Fungi; Ascomycota; Sordariomycetes; Xylariales; Microdochiaceae
Product: SEN1 N terminal-domain-containing protein
Exons: 4
Coding region: 1-6150 (2049 amino acids)
Biological process (GO): termination of RNA polymerase II transcription
Cellular component (GO): nuclear body
Molecular function (GO): helicase activity; transcription termination site sequence-specific DNA binding
Source: RefSeq, a predicted model, not a curated record
AUGGAGGCCUUAGAUAUAAUACAGAAAGCAUUCGAGGAACUUCGGGCGAUUCCGCCAGAGUACCACUUAUGCUGUCCGAAAGUCUCGGACGAAGACGACGAGGACUAUGAUGAUCUCGAGUCGCCAGGUGAUGUCGGUGUCGAGAAGAAACGACAGAGAAUACAGGACGGCCGUGACAGGCAAGACACGCUGUACAACUGCGCCCUUAUCCUAGGUCUGCAGCAGGAAUCACAGGGCGCAUUCUUGACUGAAUUCAGCGAACGUGCUGGCGCAGUACUUGGCAACUGCUCCAACUGCAUCCGCAACUGGCACAGGGGACGCAAGCCGUUCCUCAAACGACUCUCGCAGUUCUACGAUGAUACAGUCGUUAGUGAAAUGGAAGACCGCAUCAAUGGUUUCGACUUCGAACGGAUAACAAAGGGCUUGCUUGGCGCUCAAGAGUUCAUUCAUCAGCAGACCGGCGUCGUUGACCAAAGGGUUUUCCUCGAAGCGGAUCGUGCAGACCUGCUUGUGGCCAUAUUCGAGGCGCUAUGCUGCAUGCCCUAUCUCAGUCUUCCUGACAAUCGACGAUACUUCAACUUUGUUUUCGAGAGGAUACAAGAACGCAAGGUGCUGAAGCUCCCCGAUGUGCUACCAACAAUGACAUACUUCUUGUUUGAAGAGGAUGCUAUCCGGCAAAGGUUCGCCGUGUACACAUGGUCCCGACAAAGCCACAUCACGGCUGAAGAUUUCGAGUGGGCUGUCAAAGACAACCUCAAGUUUGCAAUAUCGCGAGUAUUUGACCCGUCCGCUUGUUCUCCAGCCCAGCUUCAAUUAUUCUGGCAAGGAUUCUCCCACAUCUUGAACGCAUUGGACGAGGACCUUAUCCUCCACUCGUUGCAGGCACUUGGAGUCCAGCCGGGUGUAUACGACUUGUUGCUUUCGCAUAUGAUGGUCAACUCCGAUCAACUCCUUAUGCAACUGAUCAAGGUCUUGUGCACAUUCCUUGAAAAGUCACCAAAGGCCUUUUGGGCCGCAUACAGCCAAUACACGCACAUCUCCGUUGCCGAACAAGUCUUUCGCAGCCCUGCCUUCAAGGUACUCCUGCGGAGAUCUGGAGAACUGGCUAUGCUUGAUGGUGUCAGCGCGACCUCCUGGAUAAAGGCCUUUGUCGACUCAGUGCCGACUCACAGCAGAGGCGACGUCUGUGACGCCCUAGUACAUCACCUUCUGGACGAUUUCGCCAAAGACCCAUCCAUAACUCCUGCAGGCAUUCAGGAUUGCCAGCGGGCGGCCGCGGAUGCUCUGGCGUCAACGCUCGGAGCAUUCGCAUCCCCCAGCUAUAAGCUGCAUGCAGGAUCUUCUACGAUCCAAACCAAUGCAACACUCAACCUUGUACUCAAACAUAAAGACAUGGUCUUGAGAUUGGCAAGAUUACCGCCCAAGGAUGCACGCCACAUUUCCCUAGCCAGGUCGGCUCUAUCUGUUAUCGAGUUUGCGCUUGCACUCGAUUCGCGCAUCACUGUCGAGGAGUGCAAUGCGUUACAGUUGAGCGACAGUCACGUACAGCGCGAGGUGAAACGUAAUUCAUCUGGGCUAUGGGAUGCUUUUCUUGAGAAUCUUUCGGAAGGGGAGAAUGGCGCCUCAGAACUCUCGAAAGCCAUGCUCAGCGCGACAUAUCCCCUAUUGAGUGUCGAGAUCUUCCGCCCAAGAAAGAAGACAACAUUGUCACCAGUAAAGACGGAAUUCAACGUCGAGUAUCAGAAAACGGCUGCAUCCAUUGGCAAUCUAUUCACACGCCUUUCUGGAUUUGAGCCGUCAUUGCUCCAGCACCUCUUUACGGAGCUCAAAACCAUACAGCCAAUCAUUGCAGCUUUGAUCCACGGUGAAGAGGACAUCAGCGCUGCUGCCACAGAGUUCAUAAAGACGGUGACAAACGAGAUUCGGCGCGAGGAUGCUGUGCAGCAUCUCCUGACCGACUGGUUCGUCCCCACUCUGGCUUCAUUCACGAAAGCCAUUGACCAGGUGAACGAGAAGAAAACGUUGUGGUCAUCACAACUGCCGAUUAUCCGGUACUCGCGAGACUUCCUUGAUAGCAUGUGCGAUGCCUCUGGAGUUCUACGAUCCAAGACGCUUACUUCCGGCGAAUGCCAGAUCUUGAACCAAUGGUGGACAUCACAAUGGGUGUGCCUCGAAAAUGCGUUCGAACAGACUGAAGCCUGGAGCCACUUGAUCGAAAUGGAGACGAUGAAGGAGUUCUGCCGUCUCGCCAUGGAGCAUGCAGACGCUCUGCUAAGCCAGGAUGGAGUUCUCGCCUCUGCGCUGAGUCAACAGUCUGUCCUCAACUCUAGCGUCAGCGGAGCUGAGGAUCCUGGGCGAACUAUGAGAAACAUACUUGAACAGCCGCGUAUGCACUGCGACGGAUUAUCCAAGAUGCUGCGACUCAAAGACCUGUAUCUUGUGACUGUCAUUGUCAGCGUGAUGGGCAAACUGCUCAAACGGCUGAAAGAAUUCAACAUGCAGCUGCCAGGAAAAACUCUCAGCUUCAUCCGGCAAACGAUCAAGAAACUUCCAUCGGGUAAGUAUAACGUAGCUACCAAUAUGAAUGAUCGUCAACGCGCGGAGAUACAGAAGGCGCUAGGUGAAGACCCGGCGGAUGACGACGAUGACAUACAAAUCGUCUCCAUCAGGAAGGCAGAAACCAUGAAGCAGACAAGACUCGACACUUGGUCAAAAUCCGGGGAUGGAGUGCCGUCGACCAUCAAGAAGCCAGAGCCUCGAUCGAAUAAGGACGAUGUUCGCGAGCUCCUCAGAGCGUCUUCCUCGGAUAAGAACCGAGCGACCCUGGAGAGGAUGAAGGCCCGGCAGCCUAUGAAGCCGGUCAAGCCCAGCCCACAGGCCACAGCGGCCAAUCUCGCGUCGAUCAAGGAACAGCGCGCGAAGGAGAAGGAGGAGAAGCGAAAACGCGACGCGGAGAUAAUCGCGCGUGCGAAAGCCCUCCGGGCUCCAAAGAGUAUCGUUUCGGGUGAAGGCUCUGGCAUGCAAGGCUUGGCUGGUGUACUCGGCAAGGACCACGCUCCGCAAAAGAGCGAAAUCAUGGUCAACUCUUCAUCCGAGGACGAGGAUGAUUCAGAGGAAGACGCUGCAUAUGAAGCUCAAAUAUCUGGCCAACAACCCACGGCGCGCACCUCUAUUGUCAAGAAGGCACCCACUGGUCCCAUCAAGAAGAUGAAGAUCCAGAGAUCAGCUAAGGAUAUGCGAGCUCGCCUUGUGCCGCCCAUGGACGAACUUCACCGAGCAAUUCUGGAGUGGGAUAUCUUCCAUGAGGGCAACGACCCGCCUAAUGGCAUCUUGUGUUCCCAUGUCUCGGACUCAUACGACGAGCCUUCAUCCCAUCGGGAGACAUUUUUCCCACUGCUCAUCAAUGAAGCGUGGCGAUCGUUCGUCACUGCCAAGGAUGAAUGCACUGCUCAGGCCAUUGGUGUCAAGAUUGUUACCCGAAUGACGGUCGACUCAUUCAUUGAAGUGAGCACCUCGAUGCCCAAGACUGAGAAGAGGAGCAACGAGCUUGGCGAAGGUGAUCUGGUCUUGCUUUCGGUCUCAGCAAAGGCAUUGGAAUCUCCCGAAGCACACCACUGCCUGGCCCGCAUUUGGCGAACGCAAUACAAAGCUGGCAGCAAGGAGAUUUCCUAUCGCAUCAGUAGCAAGGCCGGCCCCAUCCUCACAGCACUGGCCCCCCAGGCGGAGGUGUACGUGGUCAAGAUCACAAACAUGACCACCAUCGAGCGCGAAUAUGCCUCCCUCAAGUCCUUGCAAUACUUCGAUUUGAUGCCAGAGAUUUUGGAAGCCAAGCCAUCGCCAAUGCUCACUUUCGACGAAGAAGCCGUGGCGCAGACGAUGAAGAACUAUCAUCUGAAUCCGGGGCAGGCCAAGGCCAUCCUCAACGCCAAGGCAAACGAUGCCUUCACUCUCGUGCAAGGUCCUCCCGGUACUGGAAAAACAAAGACCAUCAUUGCAAUGGUCGGCGCUCUUCUCACGGGCACAUUCUCCACCAACACUGGUGUGGCCAUCAAAAGGCCGACAGGAGCGAAUGCUGCACCCAAUGCCGCUCCGCCAAUGGCCAAGAAGCUUCUCGUCUGUGCACCCAGUAACGCGGCAGUCGAUGAGCUGGUCCUCCGUCUGAAGCAAGGAGUUAAGACGACCAAGGGGACAUUCCACAAAAUCAACGUCGUGCGUUUGGGCCGUAGUGAAGCGGUCAACUCCUUGGUUCAGGAUGUCACCUUGGACAAACUGGUUCAAGCUCGAGCCGAAGGCAGCGAGAACGAAAGCUCGGUGCUGAAGAGCAGGGAGGCUAUGCAUAAAGAGGCUGGCGAGAUCAAGGAAGAGCUCAUGGGAUUACGAGGGCAACUUGAGACUGCUCGAGAGAUGGACGACCGAGAGGCUGUGAACCGCCUUCAACGGUCGUUUGACGAAGUCAAGCGUCGGCAGCAGGCGAUCGGCAAGAAAAUCGAUGCAGACAAGGAUAGCGGCAUGACCGUUGCCCGAGAAAACGAGCUCAGACGACGCAAGUUCCAGCAGGAGAUCCUUGACGGCGCACAUGUGCUGUGCACUACCCUCAGCGGUGCUGGCCAUGAGAUGUUCAAAAACCUCAACGUCGAGUUUGAGACUGUCAUCAUUGACGAGGCGGCGCAGUGCGUUGAACUCAGCGCCCUCAUCCCUCUGAAGUACGGCUGCACCAAGUGCAUCCUGGUCGGCGACCCUAAACAGCUUCCCCCUACCGUAUUGUCCCAGUCUGCAGCUCAAUAUGGCUACGAUCAGAGCUUGUUCGUCCGCAUGCAGCGUAGGAGCCCCAAGGAUAUCCACCUGCUGGACACGCAAUACCGUAUGCACCCUGAGAUCUCCAAGUUCCCUAGCCAGGAAUUUUACGAACGUAAGCUCGUGGAUGGCGAUGGCCUUGGUGCUCUUCGUGUACAGCCAUGGCAUAGCAGUGCUCUGCUUGGUCCAUACAGGUUCUUCGAUGUCAAAGGUUCUCAGGAGAGGGGCGCUCGCGGCCAAUCUCUCGUGAACACAGAGGAACUGAAGGUUGCUAUGAAGCUAUAUCAGCGCAUUCGCCAGGACUAUCCCGAGGUUGACCUCAAAGGCAAGAUCGGUAUCAUCACGCCCUACAAAGCCCAACUUUUCCGGUUGCGCGACCAAUUUGUGGAGCAUUAUGGCGAAAAGAUUCAGGAGCACAUCGAAUUCAACACCACGGAUGCCUUUCAGGGCCGUGAGUGUGAGAUCAUUAUAUUCUCCUGUGUGCGAGCAUCUCCGACGGGCGGUAUCGGUUUCAUGACGGACAUUCGACGUAUGAAUGUCGGUCUCACCCGUGCAAAGUCAUCUCUUUGGGUUCUUGGCGACUCGAGAGCCUUGUCACAGGGUCGCUAUUGGCGACAGCUCAUUGAAGAUGCUCAGCAACGUGAGAGAUACACGGAGGGCAACAUUCUCCAGCUCCUAUCUCAGCCUGGGCAGAAGGUCUCUCCCACGUCUUGGAUCACCUCGAGGUCGAAUUCACCUAAACCUGAGACGAAGUACGACCAGGAGAAGAAUGGCAACUACGAAACAAAGAUCUCACCAAGGAUGGAGGACAUUCCUAUGCGCGAAGCCACCUCGAAGACAGCUCCGCAGAUUCACCAUAUUAAGUCAGCAACUCAUAGUCCGCAGAGUCAUUCUUCACAUGAUUCUCCCAGCAUGGACGCCCCCAGAGGACCACCACCGACCAAGGGAUAUGGAGGUCUGAACGAGCGUGGAGAAUCAUCUAUAGUUCCACGAACAUCGGACAGACCAAUCAUCCAUGCCUCUUCUGGCAAACGACAUCGAGACAACAGUGCGGACGGCAGGGAGCCGAAGAGGCCCACCGCGCCACGUGGUCUCCUCCCUGGCAAGCGAGCGCCUCCAAGCGCACCACGGGCGAUGCCACGACCCCAGGACCCAUCUGCCAUGUCUGUCCUCGGCAUCAAGGACGACCCUGUCAAGUCGUCUAGAAAUCCUCCAGCUGGCCCGGCGCAUGCAUCAAAUGGCCCGCCUGCUCCGAAUGGUGGCAUCAUCCCACCACGGAGAAAACCGCCUCCUGCAUCGUCGUCAUCCUCGUCCAACAUGUUCAUCCAGCGGAAACCUAAUAAGCCUCCGCGGUAG